CUGAGUACCUUUAGUGUUUUCAAUGAUGUGCAGCCUAUACAUAUCUGUUUCCAGCUCAAAAAAAAGUGUUUUGGGGUUUCAUGACCCUUUAAACUAUAAUCCAGAAGAUGUCUUGAGUUUUUGCAUUGUAUUGCUUGAUUAUAGUAAACUUUCCUACCAGUGAGUGACAUUUACUGUAUUAUGUACCUGCCCUAACCUUUGAUGUUAAUUUUUUUAUGUAUUCUUUACAGAAAUCAGUGAAGAUUUGACAAGAUCUACGCCAAAAUGCAAUUCCUUAACCUAUUGUGGCUUGUGGCCAUCUGCGUGAUAGCGUGUUUCUUCUUUGAUAGAAUAUCAUUUAUUAGAAGCAGUCUGCUGUUACGUGCUGGUGUUGUAGAGACGAGGCGUUCACGGACUUCCACAGUGAAUGGUGUUAGAGAGAUCAAGAGUGAGUUUGCGGAAGAGGAUGAGAAGGAGGAAAGUGUUGGGACAGUGGUUGGAAUAGACCUCGGGACGACCUACUCCUGUGUUGGAGUGUUCAAGAACGGUCGUGUCGAGAUCAUCGCCAAUGACCAGGGAAACCGCAUCACUCCAUCAUAUGUGGCCUUCACCACUGAAGGAGAGCGUCUCAUUGGAGACGCUGCGAAGAACCAGCUGACCUUCAACCCUGAGAACACCGUUUUUAAUGUCAAGCGGUUGAUCGGCCGCACAUGGGGCGACUCCUCCAUGCAGAAGGACAUUGAAUACUUUCCCUUUAAGGUUAUUGAGAAGAAGAACAAGCCUCACAUACAGCUGGAUAUUGGAUCAGGUCAAAUGAAGACUUUUGCCCCUGAGGAAAUCUCUGCAAUGGUUCUGACUAAGAUGAAGGAAACUGCAGAGGCUUACCUGGGACAGAAGGUCACACAUGCUGUGGUCACUGUGCCCACUUAUUUCAACGACGCCCAGCGACAGGCCACCAAAGACGCAGGAACCAUCGCUGGUCUGCACGUCAUGAGGAUCAUCAAUGAGCCAACUGCUGCCGCAAUUGCUUAUGGUCUAGGCAAGGAGGAUGGUGAGAAGAACAUCCUGGUGAUCGAUCUGGGCGGUGGGACCUUCGACGUGUCCCUGUUGAACAUCAACAACGGUUUGUUCGAGGUGGUGGCCACCAAUGGAGACACUCACCUGGGCGGGAUAGAUUUCGACCAGCGCAUCAUGGAGCACUUCAUCGAGCUGUACAAGAAGAAAACCGGAAAGGACGUGCGCAAGGACAACCGUGCCGUGCAGAAGCUGCGCCGUGAGGUGGAGAAGGCCAAGAGAGCGCUGUCCGCCCAGCACCAGGCCCGCAUCGAGAUCGAGUCCUUCUUCGAGGGCGAAGACUUCUCUGAAACUCUGACCCGCGCCAAGUUUGAGGAGCUCAACAUGGAUUUGUUCAACUCCACCAUGAAACUAGUGCAGAAGGUUCUGGAAGAUGCUGACCUGAAGAGGUCUGACAUCGAUGAGAUCGUCUUGGUCGGCGGCUCCACUCGAAUCCCCAAGAUCCAGCAGCUGGUGAAAGAGUUCUUCAACGGCAAAGAGCUUUCAGAAGGAAUCAACCCCAAAGAGGCUGUGGCGUACGGAGCCGCCGUUCAGGCUGGAGUUCUGUCCGGAGAAGAGGACAUCGGUGACCUGGUGCUUCUGGACGUGUGCCCUUUGACCCUGGGCAUUGAGACCGUCGGAGGAGUGAUGACCAAGCUUGUUCCCAGGAACACUGUCCUGCCCACCAAGAAAUCCCAGAUCUUCUCCACUGCUUCUGACAACCAGCCGGCCGUGACCAUCCAAGUUUAUGAAGGUGAGCGUCCCCUGACCAAGGAUAACCUCCUUCUGGGAAUCUUUGACCUGACCGGCAUCCGUCCCGCACCCCGUGGCGUCCCUCAGAUCGAGGUCACCUUUCAGAUCGAUGAGAACGGCAUCCUCCGCGUCACGGCCAAGGACAAAGGCACGGGAAACAAGAACAAGAUCACCAUCACCAACGCCCAUAACCGCCUGACACCCAAAGACCUAGAGCGCAUGGUGAAUGAGGCCGAGCACUUCGCCGACGAGGACAAGAAGCUGAAGGAGCGCAUCGACGCCCACAAUGAGCUGGAGAACUACGCCUACUCUCUGAAGAACUAAAUCGGUGACAAGGAGAAGCUCGGCGGCAAUCUGUCGUCUGAAGAUAAAGAAGCCAUCAAGAAGGCGGUUGAGGAGAAGAUCGAGUGGUUGGAGUCUCAUCAGGAAGCAGAACUCGAAGACUUCCAGGCCAUGAAGAAGGAGCUGGAGGAGGUCGUGCAGCCCAUCGUGAGCAAGCUGUACGGUAGCGCGGGCGGCCCGCCACCAGAAGAGGGCGACAAACAGGGCGAAAAUGACGAGUUGUAGAUCGUCCAGCGACUCUGUUCAGCUGUGUCAAUGCCCUCGCCUCUCUAGAAGUGGCACUGGUGUACAUAUUGAACAUUUUAUUAUGAACUGGGUGAGUGUAAAGCCACAAAUCUCUUCGGGAAAGACUUGUCGGGUGCUUUAAAGAGUUGCAUUUUUUUUCUUAAUUAUUCUUCACUC
Megalobrama amblycephala (Wuchang bream) is the source of this 2529-nucleotide messenger RNA. Its product is annotated as endoplasmic reticulum chaperone BiP-like. Bases 265 to 2109 code for a protein of 614 amino acids. NCBI's taxonomy places the organism in Eukaryota, Metazoa, Chordata, Actinopteri, Cypriniformes, Xenocyprididae. Gene Ontology annotation, molecular function: ATP hydrolysis activity; ATP binding; heat shock protein binding. The record is from RefSeq and is a predicted model, not a curated record. The transcript has 10 exons. Gene Ontology annotation, biological process: cellular response to unfolded protein; protein refolding; endoplasmic reticulum unfolded protein response. Gene Ontology annotation, cellular component: membrane; nucleus; cytoplasm.